CUGUGUCGUUCAAGGGUGAACUGUACAUUUGAUCUUCAUCCUUUUAGAUAACUGAUUAAUUCCACAGUAUGAAUGUACCAUAGUUCAUCAGCCAUUUAUUAUAAAGCAGUAUUAAUGUGUGUGCCAGAUGACUUAUUGCCUCGUACACAGUAAAUUUUAUUAUUUAUUCAGUUUAAAGCAGGGGUCCCCAACCUCUGGGGUCUAAUACCUGAUGAUUUGAGGUGGAACUGAUGUAAUAAUAAUAGCAAUAAAGUAUCCAGUAAAUGUUGUGUACUUGAAUCGUCCUGAAACCAUCCUCUCUUCCCCAUUCCAUGGAAAAAUUGUCUUUCACAAAACUAGCCCCUGGUGCCAAGAAGGUUGGGGACUGCUGGUUUAAAGUGUGUAUGCACUGUCUAAAUAGGUGCAGUUAACACCUUUCCUUUUUUUUUAAGUUAUUCUAUGCAGGAAAUGUAUGAUGUAGUAUCUGGAGUGGAGGAUUACAAGCAUUUUGUUCCUUGGUGUAAAAAAUCAGAUAUAAUAUCAAGGAGAUCUGGAUACUGCAAAGCGCGAUUGGAAAUUGGGUUUCCACCUGUGCUGGAGCGCUACACAUCAGUAGUGACAUUGGUGAAACCUCAUUUAGUGAAGGCAUCCUGUACUGAUGGGAAGCUCUUCAAACAUUUGGAGACUGCUUGGCGUUUUAGCCCAGGUCUUCCCGGCUACCCAAGAACUUGUACUUUGGAUUUUUCAAUUUCUUUUGAAUUUCGCUCACUUCUACACUCUCAGCUUGCCACAUUGUUUUUCGAUGAAGUUGUAAAGCAGAUGGUGACUGCCUUUGAAAGAAGAGCGUGUAAGCUGUAUGGUCCAGAAACAAACAUACCUCGGGAAUUGAUGCUUCAUGAAGUUCAUCACACAUAAAGAAAAAAGGAAAUGGUCACCUACUCCUAUCUAGUUUAUUCACUUUUAGGAAGUGCUUUCAUCAUUUGCUUUCAGACGUCAGAAAGCAUUUGUCAAACCCAGCUUUGAUUAUAAACCCAUACCGUUGAAAAUUUGCACUUGGAAUAUGGAACCAUAUGUACAUAGAAUUCAGUCAAGUAUAAUUCAGAGUAGUAUGUAUAUUAGCAUAUUUACGAUAAUAGGAUGUCAUCACUGUUGCUGGAAUACUGAUAGCACUCUUCUGAGUGGAAAUUGGAACUGUAAAUGUAAACCUUUUAAUUAUUGCCUCACCUGAGGGGUUGGUUGAGAUACUCCUGCAGUGUGUACUAUAUUAACUAUAUCACCUUUAAGUUAUUAAUUUCAGACUGUUUAUAACUUAUUGUUAGGGCCUGCCUCGUGGCUCAGGAUAUUUGAGUAAUCAUCAGAUAUUUAAAGUAAAACCUUUGACUUAAAAAUACUGUUAAUGAAGGUUCCCUGGCACUUUUCUUAUUUUUAAAUUGUUCCUAUGGAUAGCAGUAGAUAAUUCAGUAUUAUACUAAGGUUAGCUUUCAGAUAAACAAUUAUUUUUUAUUUUUAUUUUUUGGUGAGUGGUCCAGAGAGUUUUUUUUUGGUCCAGAGUUUUAAACUACUUUUCUCAUAGUUUGCAACCCUCUCCCUGAUACUUUGCUGUGUCAGUAAUGCUGAAUCUGUGUCAAAUUUUGUCUACAGCAGUGGGCAACAGAUCAAGAUAAGUUGGUUGAUGUGUCUGCAGCACCAUGCAUCCUUAUUUUCUAUUUAUUCUGUGUGUUCACUUUCGAUAAUGUAUUUCAAACUGAUAUUUUUGUAAACAAAUCAACAUAAGGACUGAAGUGGUAACUUAAUAAAGUUAAUUUGUUUAUUUUUUGUACA
Messenger RNA from Odocoileus virginianus texanus, 1800 nucleotides. The record is from RefSeq and is a predicted model, not a curated record. NCBI's taxonomy places the organism in Eukaryota, Metazoa, Chordata, Mammalia, Artiodactyla, Cervidae.